GGUUCAGCAGUCGGGAGGCGGGUCAUGUGUCAAAGGCUCGCACGCGGUGGCGUCCGCAACCCAGGCUCAGUCGUCACAUGACCGGCUUUUAGCCAUCAUGGCGGCGGCCGUGGUGCAGCGCUGGGGUUGAGCUGCAGCGAGUGUCGUGGGCUCCUGCCCGGGGUAGGAUCGUCGGUGGGACCAGAGCGCGGGCAGGCGCGGCCCCUGGGACCAUGGCUGGGUCCGAGAACGAGCCCUUCCUCAGCCAGGCGGACGACACUGACGACGGGCCGGUGCCCGGCACCCCGGGGUUACCGGGGUCCAUGGCGAAUCCGAAGUCCGCGGAUCCGGAGGUCCCGGACCGGGAGAAGCUGCAGCGCAUCACGGGCGUGUCUGCGGCCCAUUCGGCUCUCAUCGUGGCCGUGCUGUGCUACAUCAACCUCCUCAACUACAUGGACCGCUUCACCGUGGCCGGCGUCCUUCCGGACAUCGAGCAGUUCUUCGCCAUCGGAGACAGCAGCUCCGGCCUCAUCCAGACCGUGUUCAUCUCCAGUUACAUGGUGUUGGCACCUGUGUUUGGCUACCUGGGUGACAGGUACAAUCGGAAGUAUCUCAUGUGCGGGGGCAUUGCCUUCUGGUCCCUGGUGACACUGGGGUCGUCCUUCAUCCCCAGAGAGCAAUUCUGGCUGCUCCUCCUGACUCGGGGCCUGGUGGGGGUCGGGGAAGCCAGUUACUCCACCAUCGCGCCCACCCUCAUCGCUGACCUCUUCGUGGCAGACCAGCGGAGUCGGAUGCUCAGCGUGUUCUACUUCGCCAUCCCAGUGGGCAGUGGCCUGGGUUACAUUGCAGGCUCCAAAGUGAAGGAUGUGGCUGGGGACUGGCACUGGGCUCUGAGGGUGACACCGGGUCUAGGGGUGGUGGCGGUGCUGCUGCUGUUCCUGGUCGUACGGGAGCCGCCGAGGGGAGCCGUGGAGCGCCACUCGGACUCACCACCCCUGAGCCCCACCUCGUGGCGGGCAGACGUGAGGGCGCUGGCUAGAAACCCUAGCUUCAUCCUGUCCUCCCUUGGCUUCACUGCUGUGGCCUUCGUCACGGGCUCCCUGGCGCUCUGGGCUCCUGCGUUCCUGCUGCGUUCCCGCGUGGUCUUGGGGGAGACCCCGCCCUGUCUUCCUGGAGACUCUUGCUCCUCUUCUGACAGCCUCAUUUUUGGGCUCAUCACCUGCCUGACUGGUGUCCUGGGAGUGGGCCUGGGCGUGGAGAUCAGCCGCCGCCUUCGCCACUCCAACCCCCGGGCUGACCCACUGGUCUGUGCUGCUGGCCUCCUGGGCUCUGCGCCCUUCCUCUUCCUGUCCGUGGCUUGUGCCCGUGGCAGCAUCGUGGCCACUUAUGUUUUCAUCUUUAUUGGGGAGACACUGUUGUCCAUGAACUGGGCCAUUGUGGCUGAUAUUCUGCUGGUAAUGGUGAUCCCUACAAGGCGCUCUACCGCCGAGGCCUUCCAGAUUGUGCUGGCCCACCUGCUGGGUGACGCCGGGAGCCCCUACCUCAUCGGCCUGAUGUCCGACCGCCUCCGCCGGAACUGGCCCCCCUCCUUCUUGUCCGAGUUCCGGGCCCUGCAGUUCUCGCUCAUGCUCUGCGCCUUUGUCGGGGCGCUGGGCGGGGCGGCCUUCCUGGGCACCGCCAUCUUCAUUGAGGGAGACCGCCGGCGGGCGCAGCUGCAUGUGCAGGGUCUGCUGCACGAGGCCGGGCCCGGAGAUGACCGCAUCGUGGUGCCCCAGCGAGGCCGCUCCACCCGGGUCCCGGUGUCCAGCGUGCUCAUCUGAAGGGCCGUCGCUCACCUACCUGCACACGGCCACAGCUGG
Messenger RNA from Myotis brandtii (Brandt's bat), 1838 nucleotides. RefSeq names its product spinster homolog 1 (Drosophila) (gene SPNS1). Gene Ontology annotation, biological process: transmembrane transport. Bases 213 to 1799 code for a protein of 528 amino acids. Gene Ontology annotation, cellular component: membrane. NCBI's taxonomy places the organism in Eukaryota, Metazoa, Chordata, Mammalia, Chiroptera, Vespertilionidae. Gene Ontology annotation, molecular function: transmembrane transporter activity. The record is from RefSeq and is a predicted model, not a curated record. The transcript is spliced from 13 exons.